AAAAUGUGACUGACAACCGGCUGGUUGUAAACAUGUGGUGCGUAUUGUUUGGAAGAGGACAACGUGCCAUGGGCUUGUGAGCAUCGUAAUUGAAAGCGCACUUGAAUUUGUUGCAAAAUUAAAGACAAUUGACUCUAGACUGAUCGUGUUAUUGGUUUUUGUUUGUACGCUAUGAGUUUCCGUGGACGUGGUGGCGGCGGAGGUGGUUUUGGUGGCCGAGGAGGUGGCGGUGGUCGUGGUGGCCGAGGAGGCGGUGGUGGAUUUGGUGGUCGUGGUGGCCGGGGAGGUGGCGGUGGCGGCCGUGGCGGUUUCAAUCGCAGCUUCGCAGACGAUGGGCCGAAGAAUCUCGUUCCCCUCGGAUACUACGAUUACCCGUGCCAGGAGGACCUGAUUGCCAAGGUGGAGAUCGAAAAUGUCCCGUUCUUCAAUGCACCCAUCUACAUGGAGGGUGAAAAGCAGAUCGGCAAAGUGGACGAGAUUUUUGGCAAUCUGCGCGAUUAUUACGUGUCGAUCAAGCUGAGCGAUAACAUGAAACCGGACGGAUUCCAGCAAAAGCAGAAACUGUUCAUUGACUCGGCGAAACUGUUGCCGCUUACGCGAUUUUUGCCAGGCAACCAGACACGCCGACCGGCUGGUCGGGUGGGCAAACCGGGUGGCCGUGGCGGUGGUGGUUUCCGCGGCAGAGGCGGUGGUGGUGGUGGCGGCGGCGGCGGUGGGUUCCGUGGCCGAGGAGGUGGCGGAGGCGGCGGUGGUUUCCGUGGUCGAGGAGGCGGUGGUGGUGGUGGCGGUGGAUUCCGAGGUCGUGGAGGUGGUGGAAGCGGUGGUGGCCGUGGAGGUCGGUGGUAAUUAUCAUUGUAGUUCCAUGUGUAGCGGAACACUACACGCGAAGAAAUGUCGCCUAGGUCUACGGAAGCUUACGCUGUGUCCGUAAGAGAAAUUGUCUAUAUAAGUGCUGUAAUGUUUAAGGUCGAGGAAAUAUAUGUGUUUCUUCCUGAUCAUGAAGAAGUAUCGUCGAAA
Anopheles stephensi (Asian malaria mosquito) is the source of this 1017-nucleotide messenger RNA. Its product is annotated as probable H/ACA ribonucleoprotein complex subunit 1. Gene Ontology annotation, cellular component: box H/ACA snoRNP complex. The transcript has 2 exons. The record is from RefSeq and is a predicted model, not a curated record. Lineage: Eukaryota; Metazoa; Arthropoda; Insecta; Diptera; Culicidae. Bases 172 to 846 code for a protein of 224 amino acids. Gene Ontology annotation, molecular function: box H/ACA snoRNA binding. Gene Ontology annotation, biological process: snoRNA guided rRNA pseudouridine synthesis; ribosome biogenesis.